AGGAAGUGAGGUUUUUUUUCCUCAGGGGACUCAACUCGUGUAAGCGGAGGAAGGAGUCCCAGGCCUGAACAGUCAUUAAGGAGGUGAAAACCUUGGUCUGAGAGUGUGACAUCAGGAGAGAGGAACCUCAAGAUCUGUAAAGACUCAAGGUUCUCAGGGAAGUAAGGACCUUGGUCUGAGGUGCUGACAGUCCAGGGAGAGCUACAUCAAGUCAUCAGGAGAAGUUCCAGACUCUGCUAGCAUUAAGGUUCUGAGGGGACAAGUUCAGGAGGACAGGUUAUCUGUGAGGCCCAAGGACACCACCUGAAGAGAAGACCUGCCCGUGGUAUCCCAUUGCCUACACUCCUGCUCACACUCUACCUGCUGCCUGUGACCAGAGUCAUCAUGCCUCAUGCGUCAAAACGUCUGUGCCUCGCCUUUGACGAUGGCUUUGUGUCCUUAACUGAAGAGCAGGAAUUGAUGGAUGCAGAGAUUCCCACAACUGAGGAUGAGGAUAGCUCUUCCAAUUCUUCUUUCCACUUCUCCUUCCCUUCCACCUCCUCUGCCUCUUCUCCUGUGAUUCCUGACACCCCAGAAGAGGAAGAGGUGCCUGAUCCUGGGAUACAGAAUUCUCCCCAGAAGUCUCCCCAGGGUUCCCCCGAGAAUUCUCCCCAGAAGUCUCCUCAGAAUGCUCCUCGGAAUUCUCUCCAGAGCUCUCCCCAGAAUUCUCCCCGGAGUUCCCCCCAGACUUCACCUCAGAGCCCUCUCCAAAGUUCUCAGAGCUUCUGCUGCUCCUCCUCUUGGAGUAUUGCAGACAAAAAGUCUAGCAGCCGAGAAGAUGAGAGUUCAAGCAGUUCACUGUCUUUACUGGGCACUCAGUUCUUACCUGUAGACCCACUAAGUGAAAAGGUGACUGAAUUGGUACAUUUCCUGAUCUUUAAGUAUCGAUUGAAGGAGCCCAUUACAAAGGCAGAAAUGCUGGAAGUUGUCAUCAAAACGUAUAAUAACCAUUUCCCUGUGAUUUUCACAAGAGCUUGUAGAUGUUUAGAUGUGAUCUUUGGCAUUGAUGUGAAUGAAAUGGACCCCACCACUCAUUCUUAUGUCCUUGUCAACUCACUAGAUGUCACCUACGAUGACAUGGUUGGUGACUACCAGAGUAUGCCUAAAAAUGGCCUCCUGGUAAUGAUCCUGGGUCUGAUAUUCAUAGAGGGUAACCAUGCCUCUGAGGAAGACAUCUGGGGUUUUCUGAAUAUGAUGGGAAUGUAUCCUGGGAGAGAGCACUACAUCUAUGGAGAUCCCAGCGAGUUCACCAGAGAUUGGGUGCAGGAAAAUUACCUAGAGUACCGGCAGAUGCCCAACAGUGAUCCUCCACGCUAUGAAUUCCUAUGGGGCCCAAGGGCAUAUGCCGAAACAAGUAAGGUGAAUGUUCUGAAAUAUAUGGCCAAAGUCAAAGGGGACGACUUCAUUUUGUUCUCAGGGUGGUAUGAGCAAGCUUUGAGAGAUGACGAGAAGAGAGCUCAGUCUAAAAUUGGUCCCAUGGUUAAUACUGCUGCCCAGUAUAUUGCACAGCAUUGUCCAGAAGCUUCUCCUGACUCAAAUGAAGGUUGAGACAGGCUCUUCACUCUGUGUUUGAAGGAAGCAGUCAAGGUUCUAAAGAGGGUAGGGUCAGGGUAAGGCUGGAAAAAACAUAGUGCACAACUUUUUGUUCUUAUAUGAGUGACAUGGUAGUUUCUCCGUUCCCUUUUUGCCAUUUUUCAAAUGUUUACUUUAUAUUUAGAAUCUAAGUUUAUGAAUGACAUUGGUCACACACUUGUUUA
This is a messenger RNA of Tupaia belangeri chinensis (Chinese tree shrew), 1796 nucleotides long. RefSeq names its product melanoma-associated antigen 10. Lineage: Eukaryota; Metazoa; Chordata; Mammalia; Scandentia; Tupaiidae. The coding region runs from base 385 to 1587 and encodes 400 amino acids. Gene Ontology annotation, cellular component: nucleus. Gene Ontology annotation, biological process: negative regulation of transcription by RNA polymerase II. The transcript is spliced from 5 exons. The record is from RefSeq and is a predicted model, not a curated record.